Plodia interpunctella (Indianmeal moth) is the source of this 2934-nucleotide messenger RNA. RefSeq names its product probable G-protein coupled receptor No18 (gene TAR2). Gene Ontology annotation, cellular component: plasma membrane. The transcript has 6 exons. Gene Ontology annotation, molecular function: alpha1-adrenergic receptor activity. Lineage: Eukaryota; Metazoa; Arthropoda; Insecta; Lepidoptera; Pyralidae. The record is from RefSeq and is a predicted model, not a curated record. Bases 424 to 1812 code for a protein of 462 amino acids. Gene Ontology annotation, biological process: positive regulation of cytosolic calcium ion concentration; adenylate cyclase-activating adrenergic receptor signaling pathway; cell-cell signaling.
UACAUUUGUAUUGAUAAUAAUAAGUUACGAGCGGCGGUACGAAAUAAACGCGGGUGAAACUGUGGGCAAAAGCUAGUCUACAUAUAAGGUAUCAACAUUUUUACUAAAUUACGUCUUUAGAGAAAACCCUGGCGUUAAGUUUGUUGCACCGCUUCUUCUUCACCUGCGCUUUGAAAAUCGCCAGUAGCUUUAAGCAAUUUUAUGACAUAAAUAAUUAUUGUAAAUCAUCGUUAUCAUCCCAGCCUAUAAUACUGAGGCCCUGCAGUAGGCAUUCUGCUCUCGAACUGUGAAGUCGCCCUUACUUGUGUUACUCCGACGAGUAAAAAAGUCGUGAAAAGUGAACAAUUGUGCUGUGAUUUGUGUGUUUUAUUAAUUGAUCGGACAAUGGCUAUAUCUGAAGAUCACCAAUCAUAGUCUCGUCCCAUGAUAUCGGAGAUAGAAACAGAAAUAGACCCACGAUGCAACACCACAAUCGAAACAGAAGUCCUUAUAGAAAACACAGAAGAACAGAACACGACCAAACACAUAUAUCACAUUAUUACAAAAAUAGACGAAAAUGCAAAAGUGCAAAAAUCCAUCUGCGGUUUGAACUCUAGUCAAAAUAUGACUUGUGAUUUCGAAGAAAAUUAUGAAGUUUUUGAAAUAAGUGUAGUUAUAAUAUUAUGUCUUUUAAUUGUAGUGACGGUCAUAGGUAAUACAUUGAUAAUAUCGGCUGUAGUGACUACGAAGAGGCUGAGGACAGUUACAAACUGUUUUGUGACGAGUUUGGCGGUCGCUGAUUUGUUGGUCGGUAUCUUUGUGAUGCCUCCAGCGAUUGCUGUACACAUUACUGGUAAAUGGGAGCUGGGUUGGAUCCUCUGCGAUAUCUGGAUAAGCCUGGACAUUCUGCUCUGCACGGCUUCCAUCCUGUCCCUCUGUGCGAUCAGUGUCGAUCGCUAUCUAGCGGUGACCAGGCCUUUGACCUACUCCAGAAGGCGAAGAUCAAAGAAGCUGGCGUUGACGAUGAUUUUUUUUGUCUGGAUUGCAGCCGGUGCUAUUACCUGUCCACCAAUGUUUGGAUGGUACGAACCAGAUCACAACCAAGGCGGCGUGUGCCGGUACAAUCAGAAUCCAGGGUACGUGGUCUUCUCAGCCAUGGGCUCGUUCUUCCUGCCCAUGGCUGUGAUGGUCUACGUGUACGCGAGGAUAUCCUGCGUAGUGGCACGACGACAUCAGCAAUUGGCCAGCUCGACUAAGUGCAGUAAGAGAGCGAAGCUGUCUUGCAUCAGGACCGAAUCGGACUCAGGAUCGGACAAAUUGUCCUUACGGCAAACUGCAUCGAAACAAACGUCAAAAUCUACACAACAGAGCGAGUGCUCGUCGCAAGACCACAAAUGCCCUUGUUGCUUCAAAGCCGACCGAAAGAGACAGAAAUGCAAAGGGAAAGAGAAAGAAUCGAGGUUUUACAACGAAGUGACGUACAAAGCAAACUACAAAUAUAAGAAUACGCAAAGGAAUCGGACACACUCAAUGAGAGAUCACGUAGAAAAUAAUAGGGUUUCCUCCCUAAGGCGGGAAACGAAAACAGCUCAAACAUUAAGCCUAGUGGUAGGAGGUUUCGUUGCGUGUUGGCUUCCAUUCUUUUUGUACUAUUUGCUAACUCCAUUUAUACCAUCAGGUUACGACAAUCCAGUAUUAAUGUAUAUACUGACGUGGCUUGGUUGGUUCAAUUCGGCGAUAAAUCCAUUUAUUUAUGCGUUUUAUUCCCCUGAUUUUAGAUUAGCUUUUUGGAGGUUGACAAUUAGGAAAUGUAAAAGAGGUAGCAAGCAUUAGUGUUGUGUACUGACUGAAUGAGUCACAGAUAUGAGAACAGUAAUGUUCUUAUAUCCGUGGAAUGAGUCUAGUCAUUUUGUUUUUUAAACCAAUAGAUCGACAAUAGGGUAGUUGCCAUAAAGUCAAUUUAAAUCAUAUAUUUUUUUCCAUGUGUCAAAAACAAAAAGCUUGUAUAGGUAACAGUGGAGAUAAAGUGACGUAACACAUGAAGUAAACAAGCGUUUCAACUAUAGGUACUUCAAUGGGAACUAAAAAUACUUAAUCUUAUACUAUAAAUAAAAGUAAACAAAGUGAUAUUUGAUAUCGUGAUUUCUUACGUGAAUGCGAAUUUAUACAUUUUAUUUUAGGCCCAGGCAUUUAUCCUAUUGUGUAAAUUAGGACGUGAAAAGUUAUCUUUUCCGAUUGAAAUAAUUAUUGUGUAUAUAACUUUUAGCUUGUUCAAUAUUAAACAUUUUUUAAAGUUGAUGUUCAUUCACAUAAUUAUUGAAUAUGUUCUCUAGAUAGAAAUUCGAGUUUCUUCCUUUUGUCUUAAAAAAAUAUAUUUUAAAAUUCCACAUUGUAAAAACAUAUGAGUUUUUGGAAAUGUUUAGUAAUGCGCAAUGUUUUAUUAUACUGUUACAAAAAUAUCUAUAUAUACACGAAGUGGUAAGAUAUGGUAAUUUGGGCAGAUCGUUUAAACGAAGUUUCAAUUUAAUAUUAACUGUUAUAAAUUUAUUCGUCUUUACGAUUAAACUUCGCAUAAAUGUUAUAGUCACAGAACCGUAUAUACCGUUUCUUACUUACAUAGGUUUUUUGUAACACCUUGUAUUCGAUAUUAAGAAUAUUUUACUUUUUUUCAUUACAAUUACUUGUUUUUAAUUCACUGUACUGUUGAAAAUUUAAUAACACCAAAUGUGUAAUUUACUUCUACACUUACAUGAAUGUAAAUAUUUAUUAAAAACCUUUGUUUUAUAAAUAUUUUAUGUCUAAAACUAAAUGAAGUUCACUUUGAAAUAGCAUAUAAAUUAAAGUACUUAGUGUCUAAAAGAAUCUUAACAUAUUUUCACUAGUCAUUAAGUAUAAGUGAGUAAGCGCUUCAAUUAGUGCUGCGAAGUUUGUGAUAUAAACGAAAAAUAUUAAAGU